AUGCAGUUUUUUUGCAGAUUGGUGAAGAUUUUCUCCCAAAACGUGGAGGAAAAGUUGCAUCUUGCGCCUUUGGAUCACGUGUCCACCAUGCGGCCUUUGUUGUUGAGAGGGACAAGGAAAGAGGAGUUUGUGGAUUCCACUGAUUCUCCGAACACAUCUGACAAUGAGGGCACAGAGGACGUCCCACUGAAGACACAAUUCCCCAGAGAUGCAGAGGAGCUGGGGUACCGGGACCCAGACUCAGACCUGCUCUCGGAGGCCCAGGCUGGUCCUGGAUUCUCUGCAGCUCUUCAUGAUGACAGAACAGACCUGACUGAGGUGAAAGGGCUUCUGGAGAUCGCUCUGUUAGAGAAACACUUCCUCCAGGAGGAGCUGAGGAAACUCAAGGAGGAAACAAACAUAGACAUUUUGAAGCAGGAUUUGGAGCGAGAACGACUCAAACGUGUAGAAUUGGAACAGAAAGUCCAAGAGGCGCUCAAGAACAAAGGACCAGAGGACUCCCCAUCUCACUCUCAAAGGGUUCCUACACCGGUCACUCCUGCUCCAGAAGUCCCAGAGAAACAGAGAGAGUCCAUCUAUAACCGUUUCUUGAAAUGGAUUUACGAUCGAUUCGGAGUUUACAUCGAAGACUUCAGGUUUCAGCCUGAAGAGGAGACUGUGGAGACGGAAGAACCUCUCAGCGCCAAGCGGUUGACAGAAAACAUGAGACGACUGAAGAGAGGAUUCAGACCUGUGUCAAAUUUCAAGAGAAACGUCAGGGCUCUGUCCAGCUGGUAUUCGGUCUACACUUCAGGAAUCGCUUUUCUGAUUUACAUGUACGCAGCGUGGUACGGCUGGACUAUACCCAUGUUCCUGUUUCUAGCCAUUGUUCGUCUCUCCUUAAAUUACCUCAUUGCAAGAGGUUGGAGGAUACAGUGGACCAUUGUUCCAGAAAUUUACGAACCAGUGGAGCCGCCCAAAGAGGAUUUAACAGUUUCAGAGAAGUUCCAGUUGGUCCUUGAUGUUGCUCAGAGAGCUCAGAAUAUAUUUGGGAAAAUGGCGAAUAUCCUGGAGAAAAUUAAGAAUUUGUUCAUCUGGGUCCAGCCAGAGCUUACGCAGAAGCUUUAUGUGGGUCUGUGGGUGGCCUUCCUCGCCUCCUGCUUCCUCCCCUUCAAACUGCUCGGCUUCAUCAUCGGCGUUUACGCAGGGAUCAAGUUCUUCGUCAUUGACUUCUUCUUCAAGCGCAGCCUCAAACUCAGACGGCGUUUUGACACUCCAUACAUCAUUUGGACAAACCUACCCACAGACUUGCAGCUGAAGGAGCGGAGCAGCGGCUGCACGCUGAGCCGCCGGCCCUCUGAGUGUGAACAGGCGACUUCUGCCUCUGGUCGCAGUCAUAACGGCGCUGCUGCUGCGAUGGGGCCGAUCAGAGAAGAGGAUUCGGGACGAACUUACAGCACCAAACGAGGCCCUUUCCAUGAAGUCUUCAACCUGUCUGAGACAGAGCAACCCCUAACAGAUUGUGAGAACGGUUGGCGCUGCUGCCUCAUCAACAGAGACAAGAAAACGCCAACAGACUACAUCCGUAAUGGAGUCCUCUUCAUCACAGAGAACUUCUUGUGUUUUGAGGUGUCCACUUCUCGAUCGGGACCAUCCAAAAGAAACAAAGUGAUCAGAUUGAAUGAAAUUAUUGAAGUCCAGAAAGUAGACGGGUACAAAGUGCUGUCAGUUCUUCCUGGUUCUGGGAUGGGCAUCUCUAUAGCAACGCCAAACACACAGAAGCCGCUGGUUUUUGGGGGAAUGAUGCACAGAGACGAAGCCUUUGACGCCAUUGUGUUUCAGCGAGCAAAAGUUACCAUGACAUCAGACACAGAAGAGGAGACUAAUUUAAUUUAG
Molecule: messenger RNA, 1875 nt
Organism: Knipowitschia caucasica
Lineage: Eukaryota; Metazoa; Chordata; Actinopteri; Gobiiformes; Gobiidae
Source: the annotation of a GenBank genome assembly